AUUAAACGCUUUCGGUUACCUAUUUCUGUUAAAAAGUGUUAACUUUUUUUAUUUCAAACUUAGAACUAAAAAAUGGCAGCAUUCAUGUGAGCAAAUGUAAAUAAACAAAGAAUGUGUUUGACGUGAGAUGUCACCGGUUCUCAUAAUUAUCAUUGAAAAAAAAAUAACUAUAGGCUUUGAAUCUUAUCUAAUGAUAAUCACAUUGAAAAUUCAACUUUUUGUAAUUAUUUUUUCAAGAUGCAUUAUAAUAUUUAGCUGGCGCUUACAUUGUUCAAUUAUGCUAAAAUGAAACUAUUUUGAAUCAAAAAAUUUGUUCUAAUAUUUAUUUUAGAGUAAUAACUGUGAUGAAAUUGAAAUAUGCAUUUUAUUUACAUAAUUUUCUGCCUCUUGCGCCUCAUUCUAACUUUAUUUCCGGAGUUUGGUUACAUCCACCCUGAUGAAUUUUUUCAAGGUGAUUUACUUCAAAUAAAAACUCUAAAAACCUGGGAAUAUACAUCAUCAAAGCCUGUUCGAAGUGUUAUAUUCCCCUUCCUCACCACUGGUUUCACUUGCUUAAUUGCUGAUUCGACAGGAAUAUUUUCCUCAGUAUUUGGACAAUACUUACACUCGUAUUUAUUGCUUGUAUUACCUAGAUUAUUUAUGCUUUGUUUGUCUUUCAUAACUGAUCUUCUAAUUUUCAGAAUUUGUAAAUUAGAACAACAAAAUCCAAGUGACUGUUUAAUAAUGUAUGCAUCAUCCUAUGUAACUUUAACGUAUUUAAUAAGACCUCUAUCUAACAGUUUAGAAAUGUUAUUUUUUAGCGUUUUAUCAUUUAUUAUUUUUAAGAAUUUAAAAUAUUUUUCACUUAAUGCUUCAGUGAUUAAAAAUGCAAACAAUUGUUUCAAAACAUAUUUUAUUACAGGUCUGAUACUUGGAUUUGGAACAUUUAACAGACCAACAUUUUUAGCUUAUUCUUUUUUUCCAAUUAUAUGUUUAUUUUUUAGCAAUAAAAAAGUGUCAUUUCAUGAAUUUAGUUGCAAUUCAAUUUCUUUUCUUUUCGGUGCUCUGUCAUCCUCAAUAUGUAUUUGUUUCCUUGACACAUCAUACUAUAAUAAGUGGCACUACUCCAAAGUAAAUUUUGAAUACUUUAAAAUAAGUAAUAUUAUAAUCACGCCUUUGAAUUUUAUAUUGUAUAAUGUAAAUACUGAGAACUUGAGUUCUCAUGGAUUACACCCUUUUUAUCUACAUUUACUUGUAAAUAUUCCAUUACUUUUUUCAGUCUGUGGUUUACAUUUGAUGUUUAUUAUACUUCAGUAUUUAAAGAAACUGUUAAAAAAUCCAUGCAUUGCAUUAAAUAUUAAUAAGUAUUUUAUCUUUUAUUCCUUAUUAUUUCCUCUUUGUAUACUUAGUUUUGUACCACAUCAAGAGCCCCGGUUUAUCAUACCAUUAUUGUUUCCUUUAAUAAUAUUAAGUCAGCGAAUACUUAGAAAUAAAACAUGCAGAAUAUUAUGGUUUAUUUUAAAUUCCUUGUGCUUGGUAUUUUAUGGAUUUUUCCAUCAAGGUGGGGUUUACUUAUCAUCUUCAUAUUUACAUGGCGUUCUACAAAAUUCAAACAAUACUGCUGUAGUAUUCUACAAAACAUAUAUGCCUCCAAGAUUUCUGCUAGGCAUUAAAAAAGAUGACAUUUCAAUUUAUGAUUUUGCUGGUAUGAAUGAGCAAAAGUUCUUGACAUCACUUCAUAAUCUAGAACAAAGAAACUUAGGUAACAUAUUUGUUGUAAUUCCCUUUAGAGUAUUAAAAGUGCUUGUCAAUUCCACAAAUAUAUUUAAAAAUUAUGUGAUGAUUGAAAGAAAAUCGAAUUUUCCUCAUUUGAGUACCGAAAUGCUCCCAAAUUCAAGUGAAUUUAAAUUUCUUUUUGAUAGCAAUAAAUCACUUUUUCUCAAAAUUUUUGAACUUAAAGAAAUUUUCAGUUUGCAUAUUCUGAAUUAUAAAAAAAUAAAGCACAUUGAAUCAAAUAUUAGUUAAAGUUAUAAAAUAAUAGGGGUAUACAAUAGGCUUCUGACUAUCCGCUUUAACGUAACAGAAGUGUAGGCCGAUUAGAGCAAAGUUUCGCAUCCUACCCUCCUUUUUAUAUAAUAAAAAAUAUAUGUUUCACAUUUUAAGAUAAACAUAAGAAAGAAUGAUUGAUGAAAAAUUAUUCAAUGUUAAAUUAAUAAACUAUCCAAAUGUGAAAAGUUGGAUUAGGAAGAGUCAAAAUAUAUUGAUGACCAACUAUUCCUCAUUUUUAUUCACCUCCCACAGCAAGAUUUACAAAUGACCAGUUCUAUUAUUCCUCAUUUUUUACUAGACUGAAUGAGCAGAAAAUUGGAAGCGUAUUUUAUUUUUUGCAUAAUGAUUCCAGGGAUUUGUGCAAAAUAUUGAAAAAGAUAUCUCAGUGUAUGAUUUUGUUGUAAAAUAAGUUUUUGAUUUCGCAUCCUAUUCCUAUUCUAAAGCAAGUGGACCUAGUAAACAAAAAUUGUAUAAUUCCUUUUAGAUUAUUAGAAUUUCUUGAGGGUUAUAUGUACCAAUAUAGGACAAAUUAGGAAAUUUUGCUACUGGACAGCUGUGGCAAUUUUAAUAGUGGCCUUUUUUUAUGCUUCCUCAGUAAUUGAAGAUUUUUAUUGAUUAAAAAAAUGUUGAUAUUAAUAUCAUAAAGCAUUUCUAAAAAUAUGGUAAACAUUACAAGGUCCAUUUCUAAUGAAUUGUAAUUGAAGUAAUGAGCGUAAAAUUAAGUAAUUUGCUGAAUAUUAUAAAAAUUCCAUUUUUUUCAAUGGAAAAAGUGGCUACUGGAAAACAAUUUUUUAAUCACCAUUUGUUAUAUUUAAUAGCCCUGUGGCCAGUAGUAACCCUUAAUUUUGCCCUAAAUCUACAGCGUGUUUAAAUGUUAUACAAUGAAUUAGAAGUAAUGUUGAUUUACCUCAAAAUGCAAAGGAAUUAAACAAUUAUUUGAAACUUCAGAUGUUCUGAUCAGUACAAAACAAUUAUUAAGUAAAAUAGAAAAUCUGAUGUGUUUUUAAAUUAUACAAAGUUUAUUUUCUUUUAUUAUGUUUCUUAGUUGGAAUUUUAACAAAAUAUGACUGUGAUAUUAAUUAUGUCUUGUUUCAUGUGUAUGGAAAUGAAUAUUAAUAAAUUAUAAGAUAUUCAGCAA
This is a messenger RNA of Parasteatoda tepidariorum (common house spider), 3166 nucleotides long. Its product is annotated as phosphatidylinositol glycan anchor biosynthesis class Z. The record is from RefSeq and is a predicted model, not a curated record. Gene Ontology annotation, molecular function: nucleic acid binding. Gene Ontology annotation, biological process: DNA integration. NCBI's taxonomy places the organism in Eukaryota, Metazoa, Arthropoda, Arachnida, Araneae, Theridiidae.